AUUAUAUACCUAUACCUUGAAGAUGGUACCGCAUGGUUUCCGCUUCAAUCCAACUGAUGAAGAGCUCAUCCAAUUCCUAGACAGAAAAGCUUCUGGCCAAGAAAUGCCACUUCAUUUCAUUCUUGAAACAGAUGUUUACGAGCGUGAACCACAGGAUCUUGAAUGGAAUCAAACCACGCCUUUAAGCAACGGUGAGAGAUACUACUAUUGUACGAGGGAGAUAAACUAUUCGAGGGAAGUGCUCGGUCGAGGAUGGUGGAAAGCUACGAGCCAUGUCAAGAAAAUACAUGCUAAUAGUGACGAUCAACUUCUUGUUGGGAACAAGAGGCCUUUAACGUUCCAUAGGUUCAAGGACAAUGAAAGAAAUCGCAAUAAUGCUGUCAAGACUAACUGGAUUAUGUAUGAAUACAGCCUUGAAUCAAGAACCACGGUAUGGAGACUGUGCAAGAUUAAGCACAAGGGGAAACCAAGCGUGCAAGAGGAGACGGAGAGUAUGAGGAAACAAUAUUCAUCGAGCAAUGAUUUCGAAGCCGGAAGUUCGACCAAUUUUGUUAGUGCGCAACAGCAACAGGAACAAACCUCAUCAAGGCCUACAAAUUAUGAAGGAUAUGACCAUGAAUCCUAUUAUCAAUGGAACAAUACGCAGCAGUACUUACCACAGUUUCCAUACGAUCCUUAUCUACCGGCACCACAGAGUACAAGUAGUGGUCACUAUUCUGUGGAGCAGCAAGAGAAGUUAGAGCCCAGUGAUGAGCACCCAUUUCCUAGUCUUUGGUCUUGGACGAACUAGGAUUUUGUUGUCCAUCUUUUUUGUUUCUUCUAAGUAUCCAGGUUGCUAUGAAUAUAAAGAAAAAAUAGCUUAUGCAUGUUUUGGUAUAGGGAAGGAUGUCUCGAUGCCUUACUGUUACUGUAUUCAUUAUUGCUAUGUUUGAAAUAAAUACGGUUCUC
This is a messenger RNA of Populus euphratica (Euphrates poplar), 948 nucleotides long. RefSeq names its product NAC domain-containing protein 86-like. NCBI's taxonomy places the organism in Eukaryota, Viridiplantae, Streptophyta, Magnoliopsida, Malpighiales, Salicaceae. The transcript has 3 exons. The record is from RefSeq and is a predicted model, not a curated record. Gene Ontology annotation, molecular function: DNA binding. Gene Ontology annotation, biological process: regulation of DNA-templated transcription. The coding region runs from base 23 to 790 and encodes 255 amino acids.